AUGGGAGUGGCUGUCAUGUGGCCACGACGCAACCGCCACCGGGAAAACGCCGAGCGGAACGCUCGCCUGGACAUGGUGCGGAACCAGCUCGAACGGCGCGGCAUCAUGGACGAGCGCGUUUUGCAAGCCAUGCGCGAGGUGCCCCGGCAUGUCUUUGCGCCGGCCAAGCGGCGUCACGAGGCGUAUGGCGACCAUCCUAUUCCCAUCGGCGAGAUGCAGACGAUCUCCCAGCCCUACAUGGUCGCCGUGAUGAUCGAGCAUCUGCGGUUGCGAGGCGGCGAGCGCGUCCUCGAAAUCGGCACCGGUUCGGGUUAUCAAGCCGCAGUGCUCAGCCGACUGGCAGCCGAGGUUUACACGGUGGAGUGCUUCCCUUCCCUGGCCGCCGAUGCCCGUCUCGUUUUGCAACGGCUCGGCUGCCCUAGUGUACGGGUCAUGGACGCCGACGGCUGCCAAGGGCUGGCGGAUCAGGCGCCUUAUAACGGUAUCAUCGUGGCAGCAGCAGCGGCGUUCAUCCCGCCACCGUUGCGGGCGCAAUUGGCGGACGGCGGGCGGCUGGUCAUGCCGGUCGGCGGCCCCGAGGGGCAGCGGCUGGUCAUCGUGACCCGGCAGGCGGGUACGUUCAUAGAGGAAAAGGCGGUGACGUGCCGCUUCGUGCCUUUGCUGGGGGCUGAUGUUCAAUAA
This is a messenger RNA of Geodia barretti, 681 nucleotides long. NCBI's taxonomy places the organism in Eukaryota, Metazoa, Porifera, Demospongiae, Tetractinellida, Geodiidae. The record is from the annotation of a GenBank genome assembly.